UGGGGAUAUGAAGUCGAAUAAUCGAAAUAAUACGUUUGGGAUGGAAGGGCUUCCCGAACCAGUACAAGCACCCCUUUGACCCUGUGACCAAACAUCCCCCCGGCGCACAUUAGCCAUCUCGUGGCCAAGCCCUAGUUUUCUAAACCCUAUUUCUUCUCCCGUCUCAGCUUCCAACUCCAGCCUUCUCUUCUUCCAAGUGCUCCAACGCCCAUAGCUGCUACCUUCUGACACCAAGUACCCGACAGUUUUCGCAGCAGCAUGGCACCGAAGAAGGAAAAGGCUCCACCUCCGUCAUCGAAGCCUGCAAAGUCCGGAGGAAAGCAGAAGAAGAAGAAAUGGAGCAAAGGAAAGCAAAAGGAGAAGGUGAACAACAUGGUUUUGUUCGAUCAGGGAACUUAUGAUAAGCUUCUUUCAGAAGUUCCAAAGUACAAGCUUAUUACACCUUCUGUCUUGUCAGACAGAUUAAGGAUUAAUGGAUCACUGGCGCGUAGGGCAAUCAAAGAUUUGAUGGCAAGAGGCUUAAUCAGGAUGAUAUCUGCCCAUGCUAGCCAGCAGAUUUACACCAGGGCCACCAAUACUACCUAGAAACAUCUCACCCCUUCACUGUUUGUCGUUGUUAUGGAACCAGCCAGCUCUCAGCUUGGGUUUUGAUGACUUGUCUUCUUUCCUGUUCGCAUCUGUUUUUGAUUAUUGAAUGUUUUGUUUAUUAUGGCUUCCAUGCAUUUUGUUAUUAUUAAUGGCGGAUAUUUUUAUCUGUGGCUGUUAAUCAGGACCAAGUCAUCACAUUUAGCUUAA
Molecule: messenger RNA, 795 nt
Organism: Malania oleifera
Lineage: Eukaryota; Viridiplantae; Streptophyta; Magnoliopsida; Santalales; Ximeniaceae
Product: small ribosomal subunit protein eS25y-like
Exons: 4
Coding region: 259-585 (108 amino acids)
Cellular component (GO): cytosolic small ribosomal subunit
Molecular function (GO): structural constituent of ribosome
Source: RefSeq, a predicted model, not a curated record